Cyclospora cayetanensis is the source of this 1653-nucleotide messenger RNA. Its product is annotated as outer dynein arm protein 1. Lineage: Eukaryota; Apicomplexa; Conoidasida; Eucoccidiorida; Eimeriidae. Bases 1 to 1653 code for a protein of 550 amino acids. The transcript has a single exon. The record is from RefSeq and is a predicted model, not a curated record.
AUGGAGCCACCAGAGGGUCUGCCUCUGGCUGAGCAAAUAACGGAAGUCAAGCGAAAGCUCCGACUCGUAUCACAGGAGGCGAAGGCCUUUGGGGACUCGGCACAGAUUCAAAUAAGAAAACAACGGUCGGCUAUUGAGAAGCUUAAGGCAGAAAAUGCAGCAAUUAAGGAUGAGCUACAGCUGACAAGAGAGGCACUCUCUCAGCAGCAAAAUACGCUUUUAGGUACUCGCAUGCAGAGUUUAAACGAGCAGUGUCAGGACUUGUUACACGAGAUAGCUGAGGAGAAGAAGGAAGAGCACCAUUUAGCCGAGAACAUCCAAAUUAUGGAAGGCAGAGUCAAGAAGUGUAGGGAAGUGAUCGGGUCGUUCGGUGGGGUGUAUGCGGCGGAAGUCACCAGUGAAGCAAUAGAGAAACAAACCCACAUUCUAGAAAAUAGAUUAGACAAGGCGCUGCAAAAGCACAGCCAGGCAGUGGCUCACAACAGGAAACUUAAGGACGAAAUAAACUGUUUAAGAAGGGAAAGAGUGACUUUUAGUCACCUUUACAAAAAGGCAGAGAACGAUUUGAUUGCACACAAAAAGGCUGUUCUAGAUCUCAUCAAAGAGGCUAACCAGGCCUAUACGGAGCGAGAGGAGGCGCAGAAAUCGAUCGCCACACUUAAAGCAGAUGCAGCAAAAGAGAGGAAAAGCUUUGAAACCGAAUGGGCACAUCUGCAGCAGUUCCUCGAAGGACUGCAAAUGAGACAAUGGAACACGCAGCAGGCAAAGCGCGUGGCUGACCUUAAGGCCAGAAGGGAAGCUGACUGUGAACAUGAGGCCCAGCGUAAGGAAGGGUGUUGGGGGAGUAACGAAGAUAUUACCAGUUUGUGCGAUACAACAAAGGUGAGAAGCUACCAAGCAGCAUUUGCCAAGAUUCAGGCUGCAACAGGGAUUUCAAGUGUUGAGCAGCUCAUUGAAGCACUUAGAGUGGCAGAAGAGCACAACUUUUCACUUUUCUGUUACGUAAAUUCUCUGAGCGAUGAAGUCGAGGCCCAUGAGGCAGCAAUACACGACCUGCGCACCUCACUGAAGAGCUGCACAGAUUUACAGCAGGCGGAAUCCAGGAAGAAAACCGAAGAAGUUAGAGAGUGGGAAGGACAGUGGCAUGCAAUACAAGAGAAAGUCAAAUCCAUGGAGGCUCAAAACAAAAGUGCAACAGAACAGCUGAAGGAUAUUAUGCAGAAAACUAGGGUCAUGUUUGAAAUUGUGGGGGCAGGCAAGAGGCAUAAGGAAGAACUCUGGGCCACAGAGGAAGUCGCCGAAGUGACUAUCACAAAUUAUCUGCAAGCAGUAGAAGAAGCUGUUGAAGAUAUGUUGGAGCGCCUAUUGUGCCCGGCACAGUCCACGGAAAUAGCGGUAGCAGCAGCCAGCCAAAAGCAGCAGAAAAUAAGUACACGGGGGCAACCGAAAACAAAUGCUGGUCAUGCAAAGCAAACUCAGCAAAUUAAAGUACCAUCAGCCAUAAACAGAACAAGUAGCUUAGACACUUCAGAAGAAGAGGACGGUGAAACACGUCCCUUGUCUAGGGAGGAGCUAAAGCGAAAACUCCAAAUUAGCAAAGCAAGAAAGAGUGAACGAGAAAAAAACAAACAGAAGAAGCAGACAAGCAAAUGA